CGGGCACCCUGAAUGCGGGGGGGCAGGAGGGAUAUGCGCAGCUUGUCUCAGCUUCUUGCUUCCAAAAUGAAGGCUAAGCUGUGGGCUGGGAGGGGGGUCCGCGGUGAGGAGCCCCCGCCGCUCCCUGCUCCCUGUGCCAGGGCUCCGGCACCCGCCCAGCGCAGCGGUGCUGCUGAUGGGCAGCUCCCGGGCUCCAUGCCGUGCUCCGUCCCUUCGCCCGUCCUUCGGGGCCUUAUGGCCGCGGUGGGAUCCCCUGAGCCCCCCAGCUUCGGGCCGAGCAGCCGCAAGAAGACUUGAAAUGCUUUUGCUGCCUUCUCUUCAGAGGUCAAGCCCGCAGAAGACAGAAGUGGUCUGUGGAUCCACGAAACAGCGCCUGGAGUAAAGAUGAAUCUAAAUUUGGACAGAAGAUGCUGGAAAAGAUGGGCUGGUCCAAAGGAAAGGGUCUUGGAGCUCAGGAGCAAGGAAAUACAGAACAUAUCAAGGUUCAAGUGAAAAACAACAUGCUGGGGUUAGGAGCAUCCAUCAAGUACGAGGACAACUGGAUUGCUCAUCAGGAUGACUUCAACCAGCUCCUGGCUGAACUGAAUGAUUGCCAUGGACAGGGUGAAACAGAGUCCUCAGUGACUAAUCAGAAGAAGACAUUUAAUCUUGAGGAAAAAUCAAAAUCCUCUAAGAAGCGUGUCCAUUAUAUGAAGUUUGCAAAAGGUAAGGAUCUCUCAUUGCGCAGUGAGGAUGAUCUGUCCUGCAUAUUUGGGAAGCGGCAGAAGAGUAUGAAGACACAGGACGAGGCUACUGAUGUUGAGUCUCAGGAAGAGAAGCAGGGAGACCCCUGGCUCCAUGAGUCUACAGACAGCGUCAAUACUGUGAAGAGUGUUCUCACUGUCCAGGAAUACUUUGCCAAGCGCAUGGCAAAACUGAAAGGAUCCCAGAAUGAAACAGAAACAAAGCUAGAUGGUUGCUGCCCCAAAGCAGAAGCAGCCUUGGAGCUUUCAGAAGAACUGAAAGCUAAAGCCAAGAAGAAAAAGAAAAAGCAGAAGAGAGAUGAGACAGAGAGUACAGAGCAUUGUGAGGAACCACAAGUAAAAACCUCUAAGACAAGUGGCUUAAAUGGGAAAGAACUGGAUGCUCCUUUAAAUGAAUGUCACUCGAGGAAAAAGAAAAGGAAACAUAAAGAGCAGCGUGAUGGGGAAAGCAUUAGUUGUGAUGAAAAUACGGGCAAUGGAGAAAUUUAUAUGGGAGUAUCUGAUGGGGAAGAUCUCAGCAUAGAGGACUCUGAGGCAAAGCAAAAGAAACGCCAUAAGAAGAAGCACAAAAAGCAAAAAGAGGAGACAGAGGAGUGUACUGAAGGGACACAGAGAAAGAAAAAGAAGCACUGCAAGUAGGUUUAACUGUUUGUGAGUCAAGCUGAGGCUGUGAGGUGAUUUGAACAAGCAAGACUUGAUAAAAAAGAAAACAACUGUUACACUUUUCCAUUUUGGCAAACCUAAGGCUCACCUUCAAGGUUGUGCAGGAGCUAUGUUUUUACACAAGGAGAACCUGUACCUCCUUCAGCCCAGGUUCACGCUGGUGUGACUCCAUUUCAGACAACGGUAAGCAAAGUCAGGGCUGGUUUUAACCACUGCACUUAGGACAGUGCAGCAACCUGCAGCUUCACACUGACUGCUUCUUCUCAAUCCAAGAAGAAAAAACCCAAUCUACUACUGCCUUUAUUAGUAAAGUCACCAUUGUUUUCACUUCUCAUAGCUCAGCACCUGGGAACAGAAGGGGUUUUGCAAAGCUGUAUGGUUUUUUUUCAUUGAUUUUUGCAAAGUUAUGUGUAAUUUUUUCAUUGAUCUCCGUUUACAUGCAAAAUGAAUGUUGUUUCUUCCCCAAAUACUUGAGUCUAAUUAAAGGAGAAUGCUUAAGUGUCAGUGCUAAAGAAUGAAAUAAAAUAACUCCCUUUGUUCCCUACCCAGUAGUUAACUAUUGUCAAGUAAUACUAACUUUGAAGCAGAGCUACAGGAGCUGUGCCUUUAUGAUCCAUACCUAAAUCUUUGGUUCCCAGGCAACAUUCAUGGUACUCACAGUGAUGCACCUAGCAUUCAAAGAUGUCUUGGAUGAGCAAAGUUUUGUAUGAAAUUAGGAGAACAAGCAGAUUUUAUCUGCAGAAGUAUUGCGUUUACGCAUUGAAACCUUGCAGUUUACAUUUGUAACCAAAUCAGAGCCUGUUCCUCAUUGUAAACCUGGAAAGCAGUCAUGAGGAGCUGAAAGUGGUUUGGAAAACAUUGACAAGAUGCAGAUGUAAUACAAAAGAGUUUCCUUCAGCUGCUUUUAUUGUCCAGCGGGAGAAAUGCAGCCCACAACACACGGCCCACAUGGCUUCAGUUGUUUUGGUUGCAGCUGAACUGGACUUCUCACUUUGGAAGCUGUGUUGGUUUGCAAGUGGACCUUUCUUGCCCCAAGGACAUGCUCAUGCAUUGCAGCAAGAUGACUGUAGUUGUGCAGUGCUGUCGGGGAGAGCAGGCUGCCUUUCUCUGUGCUCCCUGCUGGGGUGCUGGAAGAUUUUAACCCUUAUGGCAUUUGCUUUAUCAGUGCUAUGCAAAUAUUAGCCAGCAUGAUGCUGCCGUGGCUGGGCUUGUCCCCUGCCUUCCUUCAACAACACAUCCCGUAAAUACCAUGAGAUUGCUGCAGCUGGGACGUGAAAAAAACUUAUCUUCUCAAUGAGAGAAGCACCAAAAUAAUGUUUCACAUUAUAUUGAAGCAUCUCUGUGUUAAAGCAACUCUUCUAGUUUCUUGUUCACUACAAGUUGGAGUUCUUGUCAGUAGAAGCCUUGUAAUGUUUCCCAUAAUGCUGUUUUUAACUCCUAAGGAGCUGAACCUGAUGAUCUCUUUGGGAUUUUAAGUUUAAAAGAUGCUAGUAAAUGAAUAGGGUUUCCUUGUCCCAGUGCUGCUGGGUUUGUUUGCUUGUUCUAGUAAUCUUCCACGAGUUUCUUCGUGCUAAUUCCUACGGAAAGCAUUUGGCCGGAUUCCAGUGUUACUUACAGAAAGAAACAAAAAAAGGAAUAAAUCUUUAAAUUCAUGGCGCUACUACUAUGAGGCACAGCCUGCCUAAGAUUUGAACCUGGCUCUGAUUGAAAUACGGGCAACAAACGGAAGAUUCUCUGCUUGUACAGCAAGUGGGAAUUUCACUUUUUCUUGGGCAGUGGGGGAUUUUAUUUUAACGUGCCUCGGGCAGAACAUGGGCAGUGGGAAAAAAGUCCUUCCCGAUGUGCUCAAAUCUGAGAGAGGUGACUCAGGUUGCUGCACUUCUCUUUGUGUGUUAGUGAUCAGCCAACUCUGUGUUACACAACCGAAAGCUCUUCUUACCAGAUGAUGCCUUGUGAAGUGGAUGACCAACGCCACAACUUGUAAAGCAAUAAAUUGUUGUUUUCGUUUAUAGUGGGCUGCGAGUCCAGUUUUAACCAAGCAGUUUGGCAAGAAAGUCUUUUCAGAGUGCCUAAGAAAAAGAAUUACAUCAUUACUCGGGUAGUGUAAUUAGCCGAGUGUGAGCACAAAUAAAUGAUUUGGGUUUAUUCCCGCGAAAACA
Molecule: messenger RNA, 3565 nt
Organism: Numida meleagris (helmeted guineafowl)
Lineage: Eukaryota; Metazoa; Chordata; Aves; Galliformes; Numididae
Gene: PINX1
Product: PIN2/TERF1 interacting telomerase inhibitor 1
Exons: 7
Coding region: 408-1382 (324 amino acids)
Biological process (GO): regulation of ribosome biogenesis
Cellular component (GO): nucleolus
Molecular function (GO): nucleic acid binding; telomerase inhibitor activity
Source: RefSeq, a predicted model, not a curated record